AUGUUUACUAUCAGACCAGCACAUGGAAUUAUUGCUCCAAAUGAGAAAAAGGAGAUCUGUAAUAUGCGGCCGCGGGAAAUAUUUGAAAAAUAUAAGCCUGAAGGUGUUAAGCGUAUUCAGUGUCAAUUUAGAAACGCUAAUGGACAGCCGGUUCACUCAUCUGAUCCGAAAGUCACCACAGAAAGCAUGCGAUAA
Molecule: messenger RNA, 195 nt
Organism: Loa loa (African eye worm)
Lineage: Eukaryota; Metazoa; Nematoda; Chromadorea; Rhabditida; Onchocercidae
Exons: 2
Coding region: 1-195 (64 amino acids)
Source: RefSeq, a predicted model, not a curated record